CGGGAUGUAAGGACUUUAAGAACUUUUUCGAACGAAGUGAACAGCUAACGGCUCGGUUUAGCAGCCGUCAUGACGGAGGGACUCGAGCGGCUGAAUAGGAAGCGGGCGACUAUUCGCGCCGCUACGACGAGGCUGUUAACCCGCCUAGAGGACGAGGUGGGGAAGGAAAGACCAGAUACUGACAAACUACGCGAGUUUGUGGCAGUUUUAUCAUCGAAGGAGGACAGUUUAUUGGACUUGGACAAGGGCAUAGAAGAUGUGACGCCCACGGACGAUCUGGACACGGAGAUUUCAAGCACACUGGAUUACAUGGACCGCGUUCUCACUUGGAAGGUUCGCGCCACCACCGCCAUCGGGCAUCAGGAAACCAUCAGAGACACCCCGAGAGUGCGCGUGAGCGAUGGGAGCAGCGGUUCAUUUACAUCACAGUCCAGACAAACUGUUAAACUUCCUAAGCUAAUGAUAACAAAGUACGAUGGUGAAAUAAGCCAGUGGCAGGAAUUCUGGUCACAAUAUGAAACAGCUAUUCACAGAAAUGAGGUACUAUGCAAGACAGACAAGUUUACUUACCUCAGAUCCUACCUGACUGGAGCAGCUGCUAGAACUAUUGCAGGGCUUACAAUGACAGAUGCCAACUACGAUGCUGCAAUAGAGUUACUCCAGAGCCGCUUUGGGAGAAAGGACAUUGUGAUAAGUGCCCAUAUGUCCAAAUUACUGAACUUAAACCCUGUUAAAAGAUCUUCCGAUGUUACAGCUUUGAGGCACUUGUAUGAUGAAUGUGAGAUCCAGAUACGCAGUUUGGAGUCACUUGGAGUCCAGAGUGACACGUACGGCUGCCUGCUUUGUCCAGUGCUACUGCAGCUCAUUCCGGAGGACAUCGCACUCGCCUACACCCGCCAACCAAACGCGACCAACAAAUGGAAGGUGCCAGAGUUGAUUCAGUUUCUACAAAAUGAGGUGCAAAGCAGAGAACGAGCGCUUCAGCUUACAAGACCAGGCCAUGCAUCGAAGGAUCCGAGCCCACAACACAAGAAUGUGGGUAAGCCAUCCUACGCCUGCGAUAAACCCAGAAAGUGGAGUGUCCCGUCAGCGACCGCCUUGCACACCGCCAGUGCCGUGCCCCGGACCUGUGUGUAUUGUGACAGUAGCGACCACAAACCAGAGAACUGUUCCGACCAUACAAUUUCCCUCGCAGAAAAGGAUAAAGAUGCUGUUAGGUUCCUGUGGAUGCAUGGACCUCCGACCAAAGACUGCAAGAAUGAGGUAUGUGUCCUGAGAAUGAACAGAGUGGUUUUCGGAGUGUCUCCCAGCCCAUUCCUGCUUGCUGCCACCAUCAGAAAACACCUCAAACUAUUUGACACAGAACAACCAAAGGCAGCACAGAUCCUCAGUGACUCUCUGUAUGUAGAUGACUUUAUUUCAAGCUCACCUACUGUGCAGGAAGCUCUACAUGUGACAACAACAGCAAAAGACAUUCUCGCUCAGGCAGGCAUGGACCUCUGCAAAUGGGUUACCAACUCACCUGACCUGAGAGCCAUGUGGAAGGAGACUGGAGGUGCCGGGGCUUGCGGUACGGGGCUGUUUGUGUCCGCCGUGGGGCCGGUACGGGUCCUUCCGUCUGCUGUUGGCUCCAUCCCCGGGGCGCCGUCGCUGGUCCCUGAGCCUCUGCCCUCCUGCCGGGCCGCCGAGGGCAGCCCCAUGGCUGCUUAUUGCGCCUCCCUGGUUAGCAGCGGGAGCAGCCUGACUGACCACUCCCCUGCUGGCCACCCGCUCGCCUCCGCCGUUGCCUCGAAGGCUUCCAAGAAUGCCUGGGCAUCAUCCUGCGCCGUCAUCCGGUGGAGGGUCAGGCUGGCCAUGGCCUUCGGGGGCCUGGGCCUGCCUCCCUACCUGGGCCUGGAGUGCCCCCAGGAAUUGCCGGUUGGCCUCCGCCUGGUCCCGCUGAAUCGCCGCCAGUUCCCCUAUCAUCUGGCCCAGUAG
Molecule: messenger RNA, 1977 nt
Organism: Pungitius pungitius (ninespine stickleback)
Lineage: Eukaryota; Metazoa; Chordata; Actinopteri; Perciformes; Gasterosteidae
Exons: 5
Coding region: 70-1977 (635 amino acids)
Source: RefSeq, a predicted model, not a curated record